UUGUUUAAGAGCACCGGCACUGCAAGAUCAAAAACGACUAGCGGCGAGUAUGACAUAGUAGUUGAUGAAGACGAUGAGAAGUUCACUACUCUAUUAGGUUCGACGUUAACAGAGGAGAAAACAAUGUCUUCAGCGGCGGAAUGUACCGUUUUCAAGGCUGCAGCCCGGAAGCAAGGCUCAGUUCGACGUUCUCAACCUAAAGAGUUGAAGAAGAUAACUGAAUGGCACGGUUCAAGUGAUGCAGCUCUGGAAGAUGAGCCAUUCUAUCAUGGCUACAUGGCUCGAGCAGAAUCUGAGAAAGUACUCACCAAGAGCGGCGAGUUUCUUGUGAGAAAAGCUGAAGUCAGAGGCAGAGAGGUUUCUUUUUUUUACUUCGAAGCACGAUGCGCUGCCAAAGUUCACGGCUCUCAAUUUUGGUAA
Messenger RNA from Cooperia oncophora, 420 nucleotides. The record is from the annotation of a GenBank genome assembly. Lineage: Eukaryota; Metazoa; Nematoda; Chromadorea; Rhabditida; Trichostrongylidae.